GUCUUCAGAUGAAUGUGGCUGGAAGGGAAGGAAAAAAAAAAUGUGCCUCCGGCAUUGAUUUUGUGGGUGGUUCCAAUUACCACGCACAUUUUGCUGGAUGAGGAAACUGAGGCUCAGUGACCCAAGUGAAGUGACUUGUCCAGGAUCAUGCAGAAAGACAUGGGCGUUUGGCAUCUGAACCAAGGUCCCAGAGAAGCAAGGACUGUUGGGACUGGGCGGGUCAACUCCUGCACUUCCCUCCCUCCUUCCCGGCUUGGGUCCCCCACUUGUCUUGACAGCGGCCGGGCCUGUCACGGGGCUCCGUACAGCCCUCUCCACCCUCCCGGCUGCCAGCGUUCCGCCCCAUCCCCUCCCAACCCCCGAGGGAGGAGGGGAGAGCGGGAGAGAGGAGGGGGGUCGGAGAGGCCCGGCAUUAUAAAGGCUGCUGGAACAGCACAGCCCGCCAGACCCCGCCGCCCGGAUCCCCUGCGCAGCCCGCCGCACCACGUGACCCCGCCGACCACCCAGCUCCGCCGCAGCCCGCUCGCCAUGGCCCUCUUCGGGGCCCUCUUCCUAGCGCUUCUGGCAGGCGCUCAGGCCGAGCUCCCCGGCUGCAAGAUCCGCAUCACCUCCAAGGCGUUGGAGCUGGUGAAGCAGGAGGGCCUGCGCUUUUUGGAACAAGAGCUGGAGACCAUCACCAUUCCGGACCUGCGGGGCAAGGAGGGAUACUUCUACUACAACAUCUCUGAGGUGAAGGUCACAGAGCUGCAGCUGACAUCCUCUGAGCUCCAUUUUCAGCCAGAGCAGGAGCUGAUGCUACAAAUCAGCAACGCCUCCUUGGGGCUGCGCUUCCGGAGACAGCUUCUCUACUGGUUCUUCUAUGAUGGGGGCUACAUCAAUGCCUCUGCCGAAGGCGUGUCCAUCCGCACAGCUCUGCAGCUCUCCAGGGACCCCACUGGCCGUAUCAAAGUGUCCAACGUCUCCUGCCAGGCCUUGGUCUCCAGAAUGCACGCAGCCUUUGGGGGAACCUUCAAGAAGGUGUAUGAGUUCCUCUCCACAUUCAUCACCUCGGGGAUGCGCUUCCUCCUCAACCAGCAGAUUUGCCCCGUGCUCUACCAUGCAGGGAUGGUGCUGCUCAAUUCCCUCCUGGACACCGUGCCCGUACGCAGCAAUGUGGAUGAGCUUGUUGGCAUCGACUACUCCCUCCUGAAGGAUCCUGCAGCUUCUGCCAGCAAUCUGGACAUGGACUUCCGGGGGGCCUUCUUUCCCCUGGCGGAGGGCAACUGGAGCUUGCCCAACCGGGCGGUUGAGCCCCAGCUGCGGGAGGAGGAGCGGAUGGUGUACGUGGCCUUCUCCGAGUUCUUCUUCGACUCCGCCAUGGAAAGCUACUUCCGAGCGGGUGCCCUGAAGCUGUCACUGGUGGGGGACAAGGUGCCCCACGAUCUGGACAUGCUGCUGAGGGCCACCUACUUUGGGAGCAUCGUCCUGCUGAGCCCGGCGGUGAUCGACUCCCCGCUGAAGUUGGAGCUAAGGGUCCUGGCCCCACCUCGCUGCACCAUCAAGCCCUCGGGUACCACCGUCUCUGUCACCGCGAGUGUCACCAUCGCCCUGGUCCCGUCCGACCAGCCUGAGGUCCAACUGUCCAGCAUGAUUAUGGACACCCGUCUCAGCGCCAAGGUGGCACUCCGGGGAAAGGCGCUGCGCGUCCAGCUGGACCUGCGCCGGUUCCGAAUCUACUCGAACCAGUCUGCACUGGAGUCGCUGGCACUGAUCCCGCUGCAGACCCCUCUGAAGACCAUGCUGCAGAUUGGGGUGAUGCCCAUGCUCAAUGAGCGGAUGUGGCGGGGGGUGCAGAUCCCACUACCCGAGGGCAUCAACUUCGUGCGCGAGGUGGUGACCAACCAUGCGGGCUUCCUCACCAUCGGAGCCGACCUCCACUUUGCCAAAGGGCUGCGAGAGGUGAUUGAGAAGAACCGGCCUGUCAGCACCAGCGACACCUCGGCAUCCAGUGCCCCACCACCUGCCACGACGGCUGCCUGAGCCCUCAACCCCACGCUGGCAGGGGCAUCCAGGACUUCGGCCCUCUCGGCCCCUCCCAGCCUAUAGCAUCCUGUGUAACCCCCAGUGCCACAGAGAAGACAGGGUUUUAAGCUGUACCCAAUUUAAUUCCAUAAUCACACUCAAUCCAUCAAUUAGUCCGUCCACCCUCCCCGCGGGCUGUCCUGAGCUCUGCUGUGUUCCAGUGCAUUAAGGGAGGGGGCCAGGCCGCACCCCAGUCAGGAAUAAAGUGCUAACUCCCCCA
Felis catus (domestic cat) is the source of this 2281-nucleotide messenger RNA. It is a transcript of the gene PLTP, whose product is annotated as phospholipid transfer protein. Gene Ontology annotation, molecular function: phosphatidylcholine intramembrane carrier activity; phosphatidylglycerol binding; ceramide transfer activity. The record is from RefSeq and is a predicted model, not a curated record. Lineage: Eukaryota; Metazoa; Chordata; Mammalia; Carnivora; Felidae. The transcript has 16 exons. Gene Ontology annotation, biological process: high-density lipoprotein particle remodeling; phospholipid transport; ceramide transport. The coding region runs from base 148 to 2019 and encodes 623 amino acids.